Molecule: messenger RNA, 3174 nt
Organism: Gopherus flavomarginatus (Mexican gopher tortoise)
Lineage: Eukaryota; Metazoa; Chordata; Testudines; Testudinidae
Gene: RHBDD3
Product: rhomboid domain containing 3
Exons: 6
Coding region: 327-1598 (423 amino acids)
Cellular component (GO): membrane
Molecular function (GO): protein binding; serine-type endopeptidase activity
Source: RefSeq, a predicted model, not a curated record
UCCCUGGCUGGCCCAAGCACUGUGCAGGGAUGGAAGUGCCUAGCAGAGGAGCAUGGCAAAAUGGCUGUGUGGUGUCCUUCUCUCCCCUCUUGGCCAGGGUAAGGCCACACCGCCUCCUCCCCUGCCCCGGAGCCGCAGGGAAAGCUGGGCUGCUGGAAGGAGAUGAGCCGCGUCCCCAACCAAGUUUUCAGAGCAGCCUGGAGAGACAGGCCCCGAGUGCUGUGAAAUUCCCAGGCCCUGGUUGCUUCUGCCUGCCUUGCUGAGUCCCCUGAAAUCCAGGGUCCCUCCAAGAGCCAUGGUGUAGCUGGCUCUCCCCUCUCAAGGUGAUGUUGUCCAGGAGGCGCCUAACAUGGAUGUGGGGACUGGAGGGCCCCCCACUUGCUUCCGUUACCCUAAUGCUGCUUCUUGGCGUCGUUUGGCUGCUGGGGGGUUGCGAGAAUCUGUCCUUAGCGCCGGCACUGCUGUUCAGACACUUCCAAGUGUAUCGCCUGGCAACCUACUGCCUGUGCCACACGGACCCCUCCCUCCUGCUCCUCAACUUGCUGCUCUUUCCUGUGCUGGGCUGGCGCCAGGAGCGCCAGCAGGGGACCCUGCGCUACCUCCACGCCUCUCUGCUCAGCGCGGUGAUCUCGGCUCUGCUCUACCUCGUCCUGGCUGGGCUCUGGGCGCCUGCCCCUGAUGCUGCCAGCGGCUACACUCCGGUCCACCUGGCCAUGCUGGGGCGCCAUCUGGUACUGAGGAGCAGGGCUGGGGCCUCGGGGCAGGUUGGGGCUGGGGCCCUGCCCUGGCUGCUCCUCGCGUUCAGCCAGCUUCUCUCCCCCGGGUGCCCCUUCCUCCUCCACCUGAGUGGUGCGCUCACAGGGCUGGCCUAUUGGUCCAGGGUCUUGUCGUGGCUGGAGCUAUCGGAGAGGCGCCUGGAAGUGCUACAUGAUGGGGCUGUCUGCAGGACACUGGCGAGAAGCGGCUUCAUCCGCUUUAUCCUGUGUCCAAGAGCGGGGAUCCUUCCCACUAGCCAUGCGGCCAGCACCAGGGGCAGGUCUCCAGGACUCUCUGCCCCCCCAGCCCAGCAGUGCUUCUCAGGGGGCCUUUCAGACCAGUCCUUGGCCAUGGCACCUGCCUCUUCUUGGGCUGCUGAAAGACCGGGGUGCUGGCAGAGCUCUGGGAUGCCAUACCUGUCUGUCCCUCUGGCUCACUUCCCAGAUCUCCAUGGGAGCCCUCCCCCUUGGGACAGCCCCAGCCUGCACUCUGGGGCAUCACUCUUGGGCCUGGGAGAGGUCCUGCUGGAUGAGCAGCUGCUGCUGGCCGGGAUCCAGGCCUCCCUGAGGGAUGCCAGCCUGGAGGCUGCCGUGAGCGGAGUGCAGCUUUCCAAAUCCUCUGUCUCCUCUCUGCGGCUGCAGCAGCUGGAGAGGAUGGGCUUUCCCACGGAGCAGGCGGUGGUGGCACUGGCAGCCACGGGCCGAGUGGAGGGGGCCGUCUCACUGCUUAUUGGAGGCCAGGUUGGGGACGAAGCCGUGGUGAUGUCGGAGAGCAGGCCAGCCUGCCGUGAGCAUCUGCUUCCCACAGAGCAAGCCGUACCAUGCUUUCCCACCACAGAAUAAAGGGCCCCAGUAAUUAACAGUGGAAAUAACGGCCCCAGGCUGAACCACUGGGUUUGAGAUCACCAGGCCCUGAGGGAAGGAAGAGAGCAAAGCCCAUUACCGGAAACACCAUGAGCUUGGGGGCAUGCACCCUCUAUCCCAAGAUGGGGGAGUCCUGUAGGGCUCAGCUCCAGGCCUGGGCUCCAUGGGGGAUGGUUAGACUCAUAGACUUUAAGGUCAGAAGGGACCAUUAUGAUCAUCUAGUCUGACCUCCUGCACAAUGCAGGCCAUACAAUCUCACCCAUCCACUUCUAUAACAAACUCCUAACCUAUGUCUGAGUUAUUGGAGCCCUCAAAUUGUGGUUUGAAGACCUCAAGCUGCAAGUGAUUCGUGCCCCACGCUGCAGAGGAAGGUGAAAAACCUCUAGGUCCUCUGCCAAUCUGGCCUGGAGGAAAAUGCCUUCCCAACCCCAAGUAUGGCAAUCAGUUAAACCCUGAGCAUGGGCAAGACUCACCAGCCAGCACCUGGGGAUGGGGAAGCAGGAGCAGGUGAGCCAGGUGCUGAGCUGGGUGCUGCAGGGAGGAAGAGCAGUUGCAUGACUGAGGCAUGGCUCGGGCUGUGCAGAGGAGUCACUUGCAGCAUGGUGUCUCCUACCUUCUCCAUCCCUCCCCUCGUACCAGCCCCCACGGGCUCUGGCCUCUUGUUUUCUGCCUGAUCCAUCCCUUCCUUGGUAAGGCCAUGCUAAAUUUUAACUUGAGUUAGCAGCCAGAUUAGUACUGGCCAUUCUGGGCCUCCCAAAUAUUCCAGGGCACAAGCCUCUAUGAUUGAGGCUGGGAUUCAGGCUGUCCUGGAACUGACAUUUAGGGAGCGUCCAUGCUAGCAUGGGCAAAUAUAUUUGCUAAUUGGCGACUGAGUGACUGGUGUUAGAAAGCACCAGUGUAGACAGAUCGUCACUAGCUGGGGCGGGGGGUGAGGCCAGUAUUGGGGGCAGCACAGACGAACACAGCCCAGGGAACUCCAGAUUUAAUGCUGCUGCUGGGUGCAGGGGAUGCUAGAAAACAGGCCAGAUCCAUGCUUGUGUUCACUGCAGCCUAAACUCUGCCACACAUCAUGUCACCCCAGGCAGUCCCGUGGCAUCGGGGUAUGGGGUUAUGUCACCAGCAGUCUGGGAAUUGUACACAGUCCGUAACUGUGACAUCUCCCCAAAGGCCGACUGCCCUGGAAAGCAGAGGGGAGGGCUAGCCAGGGAACGGUGCCUGCCAGCUCCCAUCCCAUUGCCUGAAGGUGGUACCUGCUUUCUCUGCCUGCCCUCUGGCUGGCUUUACCAAGGGUUGGCUCCUGCACCCACCAGUUCCCAUGCUACGUGGGAUCCACCUGGAGACUGCCAGCAUCAUGGCCCUGCAGCUGCUUUCCAGCCUUGCUCUGGCUUGCGACAGGCUCUGAGCCAGCGAGCCCUGCCACCAUUGCUAGGGGCCCCUGCAGAAGUGCCUGCUGCCUGGCCAGCCGGAUGUGCCUGCCUGGGGAGCUGACCUGUGGACCCGUGGAAGUGACCUGUCACUGUUCUUUGCUGGAGAAAUAAAGUUUCACCAAACCCUG